Messenger RNA from Kwoniella shivajii, 1014 nucleotides. RefSeq lists its product as uncharacterized. The transcript is spliced from 6 exons. The record is from RefSeq and is a predicted model, not a curated record. The coding region runs from base 1 to 1014 and encodes 337 amino acids. Lineage: Eukaryota; Fungi; Basidiomycota; Tremellomycetes; Tremellales; Cryptococcaceae.
AUGUCUGCAUUCGCAGGUGAAGAUACAAUCAAGAAUAUCAAUUUCACAGGAGGGUUUCCUGGUCGAAGAGAUUUCGCUCCUUCUAUAGUAUUCCUUAUAGCUUAUGCGAUCACGAUACCCAUUCUUUUACUUCGAAUCACACGAAAAUCCGAUAGAACAGUCAUCUUACUUCGACCCACUUUAUUCGUAGCCGCCAGAGUUGGAUCAUUGAUAUUGAGAAUAAUCAUGUCAAGGCAUAGUUAUGGUAUUUCAUCUCUGAUCGCCGAAUUGGUGUUGAUUUCAGUUGGAUACAUAUUCCUCAUUGACCCAUUCAUCCAAUCAUGGGCAAGACACGUUGAAGGGAAUGUACCCAGAUCUGAAAGACCAAGUUGGGUCAAGCCCUUACGAUGGACACUAUGGGGUCUUUUACUGGUCUCAAUCAUAAUAACGGUAAUUGCGGGAGCUGUCACUUCUGAUGCAUUCAAAUCGAAAGCUUGGCUUAAUUCAGUCAAGGGAUUAAGGCAGACUGGAUAUUACUUAACAUUGAUCGUUAUCGUGUUCUUGGCGAUAGUGACGAUAUUCACUCAUUUCCACUUCCGACUGCCCAUCUUCAAGACACUCUAUAUCCUCACUCCAACAUGCUGCUUAAUGAUCGUAGCUAUAUAUAGGAUCGUUCAAACUCACACUACGAGCCCAAACGCUCCUGUCAGAUCGUUGACUGCAUUCUGGAUCUUGCAAAUGACAUUUGAGUAUAUCGCAUAUUUAUUCGUUAUAGCUGUAUCCUUACCCAGAUUCUUCCCUGGAGAAACAGUAUCUCCCACUGAGACAGCAACCGAAAGAAGGGGAUCAAGAAAUAAACUCCUCCAUAGAGAGAAACACCAAUCGCCAGAAGCCGAACAUAAUAAUCAAAUAGCCAGCCCUGGACUUAGUGAAGAAGGACCCGAUCCAAGGUGGUAUGAUAGGUUAUUGGUUGUGAAAUUCGUAAAAUGGAUCAAAAAGCGAAAUGCUGCUAAAAGGCAGGAAAGUCAAGUUUGA